This is a messenger RNA of Caretta caretta (loggerhead turtle), 2102 nucleotides long. The record is from RefSeq and is a predicted model, not a curated record. NCBI's taxonomy places the organism in Eukaryota, Metazoa, Chordata, Testudines, Cheloniidae.
GCCACGGAGCGGAACGCGGCUUUCUCGUUGGCCGUGUUGUUAUAGCUACUAUGGUUGUCAAUCAUUCCUCUACUCCCGCCCGCUUGGUCACCCUUAAGAUUCCAUAGGAUGGAAUCCCUGUCACUCUUCCUCCUAAAUCUUAGGACUCUGAAACCGUCUCCCGAUAAAUUCGUGUGAAACGCCCUAUAUGAACUCUCGCCACAUUAUUCGUUGAGAUCACCUGUCAAUAUCUGUGACAGGAGGACAUAAUUGGACGAGGGUGAUCGAUGGGCCGUUUUCCCACCUCGUUGGCCAUGUCCCAUUUCUAUUGGUCAGUUCUCUUGUCGCUCUGGCCCCUGAAGCUGGCGAUUGGCACAAUCUGUAGGACUGUUCCACCCCCCCCCCAGGAAGGGGCACGCUCCGGGCCACUUAGCGCCGGCGCAGUGCCGCUGUUGGCUGCGGCGGUGGCGGCUGCUGCUGAGGCGAGCGGCCGGGCCGCGCUGCGGAUGGAGCCGCUGCAGAAUGGCGGUGGCAGCGCCGAGGCGGCGUCGACGAGCGGCCCGGAGGAGAAGCGGCGGCGGGAGCCCGUCCUUUCGCGGCGGCGGCGCAGCAACAGCGGGGCCGGGCCCGGGGCCGACGCUGACAGCGGGGCCGGGCCCCACCCCCGCGAGCGGGGCGGUUCCGUGACCCGCCAGCGCCUCGACUCCCUCCGCAAGAGCCGCCCGCUCUUUCCUUGGUUUGGCUUGGAUAUUGGCGGGACCUUGGUCAAGCUUGUUUAUUUUGAACCAAAAGACAUCACUGCUGAGGAGGAGGAGGAGGAAGUGGAAAAUCUUAAAAGUAUCCGAAAAUACCUGACCUCAAAUGUAGCCUAUGGAUCUACAGGCAUUCGGGAUGUGCACCUGGAACUAAAGGACCUUACCCUGUGUGGACGUAAAGGCAAUCUGCACUUUAUACGCUUUCCUACUCAUGACAUGCCUGCUUUUAUUCAAAUGGGCAGCGAAAAACACUUCUCAAGUCUCCACACUACCUUAUGUGCCACGGGAGGUGGAGCUUACAAAUUUGAGCAGGACUUUCGCACAAUGGGUGACCUUCAACUUCGCAAACUAGAUGAACUUGACUGCCUUAUUAAAGGUGUUUUGUACAUUGACUCAGUUGGAUUCAAUGGACAUUCAGAGUGCUACUACUUUGAAAACCCAACUGAUUCUCAAAAAUGUCAGAAGCUCCCAUUCAACUUGGAGAAUCCAUAUCCUCUCCUCUUGGUGAACAUUGGCUCAGGGGUCAGCAUCUUGGCUGUGUAUUCCAAAGACAAUUAUAAGCGGGUAACUGGGACCAGAGGAGUGUAAAUCAUAUUUUGGAAACAACCCAGGUAUGCUCAAAUAGAUGAAUUUUUAAUGUGAUCACUUUAAUUCUAGUAUUCAGGGUUUGGAUUCUAACUUUUAAAAGAUGUUCUACCCUUUAUGAAUGAUGGGAUGGUGUUCACAGUUCUAGUCAGGUCUGAAAGAAUAAUAUAGCCACCUAUUGUACAGCAGAGCCAAAGAGAUCUGUGCAUGUGAACUUUCGUGGACUUAAGGAAUAUUGUUGUUUACAAAAAAAGUACAGACAAGGAUUGCACAGUGCACCUCAGGAAGGACAGUUUUGUUAUACAUCUUUGCCAGCAUGUGUAUGCAGUUAUUCAGCAGAACGUACUUUUUCCAGGCUUUGAACAAUUAGACCCAAGUUCUGCAGUGAAUUCCAUAUGGGCAUACCCGCAGAUUCAUGGAGCUCAUUGCAGGUUGACAUCUUACAUUGUACACAGCUGUUUGUUCAACACUGUGUCGUGAAUAUUGUAAGCGGAGAAAACCCACUUCUCGUUUAAGCAAUAACUCUGGGGAAGGAUGCUAAGCUGUGGGUUUAUCUGUGGGCUGUGAAGUUACCCGAAGGAGGCAGAUUUAAAUGUGGUAAGAAAGGAGACAUAAAUCUAAUUACUCUUUCUAGAUUUCCAAUGAGAAGGAAAUGAAAAAUGCGUGGGCAGCACAGCUAAUUUUUGGUAUUCAGAGGAGUUUAGCUACAUAACUUAAUUAAAAAACAAAAACAAGCCCUUUUUUCUCCCUCUCCUCAAAGUGAGAGGUAGAAAAUAUCGAUUC